UUGGGGACUUUACCUUGGCUAUUUCUCUGCCCUAAUUGCUCUUCUCAUAGUUGCCAGCUUGGCUCACUUCCCCACUGCUUUCAGAUUUUCUGCCCAAAAUCCCCUCAUUAAAGGUGGCUAUAUAAAAAGCAUUUCCUCUUCAGACAAUGACUUUCUUACCCUAUAUUAUUUUACUUAAUUCACUGCUUUUUCCCAGUGACUUCAGUGAUGCUUGGCACCAAAUAAAUGGUAAAAAAUAUUUGAUGAAUGAAUAAAAGAAUGUAUCAGAAAAUUUUUAGAGGAAAAUAUUGCCUUGAGAUAGUGGCUAGUCAGUUUCAGCAUCAAGAAGAAGAUGGAGCAUUUGGGAUUCCAUGAAAUUUUCAGGUAAAGGGCAUUAGAUCUAUAGAUAAUAUAUUGCAUUAAUUAAUUAAACAUGUUUCAAAUACAAGCAACACAUUUGUUAAGGCGCUGAUCACUAUGCUUAAUUUGCAUUGCACUUGUCUCUUUCCCAGAAAUUUCAUCAGCUACAUGGAACCAAGAAACCAAACAGGUACUUCAGAAUUUAUCCUCCUGGGACUCUCAGAAGAGGCAGAAGUGCAGCCUCUCAUCUUUGGGAUAUUCCUGUCCAUGUACCUGGUCACCUUUAUUGGGAAUCUGUUCAUCAUUCUGGCCGUUAUCACCAACUCCCAUCUCCACACACCCAUGUACUUCUUCCUUUCCAAUCUAUCUUUUGCAGAUAUCUGUUUCACCUCCUCCACCAUCCCGAAGAUGCUGCUGAACAUUCAGAUGCAGAGCAAGGUCAUAAGCUAUGAAGGUUGCCUCAGCCAGAUAUAUUUUUUCAUGGUUUUUGGAAGAUUAGACAAUUUCCUCUUGACAGUGAUGGCCUAUGACCGGUUUGUGGCCAUCUGUUACCCACUGCACUAUACUGUCAUCAUGAACCCCAAAAUUUGUGGCCUCUUACUUCUGAAAUCUUAUUUAUUGAGUGUUCUGGACUCUCUAUUACAUGACUUAAUGAUUUUGAGACUGUCUUUUUGUACACAGUUGGAAAUUCCCCACUUUUUCUGUGAACUUAAUCAGGUGGUCCAACUUGCUUGUUCUGACACAUUUCUCAAUGACCUAGUGAUGUACAUUGCAAAUGGAUUUCUAGUUAUUAUUCCACUCACUGGUAUCAUCUUAUCAUACUCUAAGAUUGUAUCCUCUAUUUUGAAAAUUUCAUCAGCUGUGGGCAAGUAUAAAGCCUUUUCCACUUGUGGGUCUCACCUCUCAGUAGUUUCCUUGUUCUAUGGUACAUUUCUUGGAGUAUAUCUUAGUUCUGCUGCUACUCAAAGCUCCAGGAAAACUGCAAUAGCCUCAGUGAUGUACACUGUGGUUACACCCAUGCUGAAUCCCUUUAUCUACAGUCUUAGAAGCAGGGACAUAAAGUUAGCCCUAAAGAUCAUGCUAGGCAAAGUGCAGGGUCAGCGGAAAAGAGGAAGACCCCCCAUGAGAUGGAUUGACACCGUGGUUGUAACAAUGGGCUCAUGCAUAACUACGAUUGUGAGGAUGGCACAGGAUCAGGCAGUGUUUCUUUGUGUUGUGCAAAGGGUGGCUAUGAGUUGGAACCGACUCGACAGCACCGAACAGCAACAACAACACUGUAUAUUGUGAAAGAGAAAA
Molecule: messenger RNA, 1635 nt
Organism: Loxodonta africana (African savanna elephant)
Lineage: Eukaryota; Metazoa; Chordata; Mammalia; Proboscidea; Elephantidae
Product: olfactory receptor 7A17-like
Exons: 2
Coding region: 457-1626 (389 amino acids)
Biological process (GO): G protein-coupled receptor signaling pathway
Cellular component (GO): plasma membrane
Molecular function (GO): olfactory receptor activity; G protein-coupled receptor activity
Source: RefSeq, a predicted model, not a curated record